AAAGCAGCCUACGCUACUUUCUUUUUUUCUUUUUCGCGCCAGAUGAUCAUUUGCUUGAAAUCUCCAGCUGUUUCAAAGCGGCGAAACAAGACAUGAAACAUGACGUCCUGUGACAGUGAUUACCAGUUAGCCCUGUCGCUGCAACAGCAAUUUAUGGAAGAUGAUUUUAAUACGAACGCCAGCAGUUCAACUGCUAGUAGUAGCAAGCAAGGACCAACUAACAUAGUUGACCCACAAUGGGAACUCAUAGAUCCAAACCCAAAUGUUUUCGCGUUGUUUCAGGAGUUUAAUAAACAGUUUUUCUGGAAGAGACUGGAUAUGGUUGAAGUUAGAUGGAGUCCAAGAAUGACUUUAUGUGCCGGUAUAUGUUCAUAUCAAGGCCAUGGUGGUUUGUGUUCAAUUGGUUUGAGUCAACCACUAUUGAAGUUACGGCCAAGAAAGGAUCUUGUUGAAACAUUACUUCAUGAAAUGAUCCACGCGUAUCUAUUCGUGACUGCCAACAACAGAGACAGAGAUGGCCAUGGACCCGAAUUCUGUAAACAUAUGAAUAGAAUAAAUGCUGAAGCUGGAACCAAAAUUACAAUUUAUCAUAGUUUCCACGAUGAAGUGAAUGAACUUCGACAACAUUGGUGGAGAUGUAGAGGUGUUUGUAGAAACAGACCACCCUACUUUGGGUUUGUAAAAAGAUCCAUGAAUCGAGCACCUUCAAAAAAUGACACCUGGUGGGCACAACACCAACAGACUUGUGGGGGGGAAUACGACAAAAUUAAGGAGCCGGAAAAUUAUGGAAAAAAUAAGUCAAAAGCAAAAACGAACAAAGAAAAUAAAAUAGACCCAAACCAAAGUGUUCUGAAUUUUAAAAGCGUAAAAAGUCCAAGUUUAAACACACCAUCUACAUCUGCACUAAAGACUCCAACUGUAGAAAACAUCAAGAAAAAAUCUCCAAAGAAAAUCCAGAAUGUUGAAAAUAAAUUUCCAAACUCUUCAAAUCAUAUUCUUGGUGGAGCAAAAUUAAAAGAGAAUCCAAGGGGUAUUCCGCUAAACAGUCGCCUCGUAAAGCUCUUUCAGAAACCAUCUCCGAAAAAAACUUUAAAUACUUCUCAAACUGGAAAAAUCUGCCUGACAGUGCAACUAGUAGAAUUGGGCGCUUAUGCAGGGACAUGAGAUUAAAUGGGGAUGCUUCUGUUAACUUCGGUGCUUCUGCUUUUAGGAAAUUAAAAGUAGUGACCAAGUUUCAAAAAUCUGGAAAAUUAGCCAAACUGAAGUUUGAAAGUGAUGAUGAAUUGGAUAAAAUAGUCGUCAAACCAACCAAGCAACCUCAAUUCCCAGUGGUUAAACUCGAACCUAAAUCAAACGGUAUAAAAAGAAAAUCGGACGAGAUUCACCCAAAUGUGCAGCCGAAGAAAAAGAAACUUCCAAGUUUCAUAUUUUUAGAUGUUUCAUCUGAAUCCGAUUGCUCCGAUGACGACAUAUCGGCUUUCACGGUGAAAAAUGAACCCUUGUCGUCAGAUGAAGAUUUACCUAGCUGGAAAUCGCAACAAUUUAAUAAAAACACCACCUGCUCUCUUGCAAAGAAAAUAAAACUGAUGGAACCAGUUAAGUCAGCUGAUGUUAAACCAGUCACAGCAUUGAAACCAAAAGUAUCCCCAAUUAAAACUGAAACCACAAAAACAACAUCUUCUGACAGUGAUGAUGACUUGCCACCAUUUUAUUCACCCGACCAAAACCUUCCGUGUCCGAUCUGUGGUGAACGUUUUAGUCCAAUUAAAAUAAACUCACAUGUUGAUCAGUGCCUUAAUAUGCAGACUUUACGUGAAAUGACGUCUUGAUUGUUUUAUUUUCCAACUUUUUGCUAUUUUAUUUUUAGUUUGUUUCAGACACAUUUAGGCAAACUUCUACUUUUUCGAUUAUGUUAACUUAAAACUUUCUAAUACUGAUCUUACUUGCACUUAUGGAGAGUUAGACCUAGACGUACUUUUAAACUUUUUAAGUAGGACUAAGUUGUUCAUUUAUUUCUAUCUGCUAACUUCCGUGACACUUUCUUUACAAUAUUCUUCAAAUGUUUAGCAUUUUUAAUACAACAUUCAAGCAAUUUUAUGCAUUUCUUUUCCUCACUUUUCA
This is a messenger RNA of Ciona intestinalis (vase tunicate), 2121 nucleotides long. RefSeq lists its product as uncharacterized. The record is from RefSeq and is a predicted model, not a curated record. NCBI's taxonomy places the organism in Eukaryota, Metazoa, Chordata, Ascidiacea, Phlebobranchia, Cionidae. Gene Ontology annotation, biological process: DNA repair. Gene Ontology annotation, cellular component: nucleus. Gene Ontology annotation, molecular function: polyubiquitin modification-dependent protein binding; single-stranded DNA binding; metalloendopeptidase activity.